Meloidogyne enterolobii is the source of this 3550-nucleotide messenger RNA. Lineage: Eukaryota; Metazoa; Nematoda; Chromadorea; Rhabditida; Meloidogynidae. The record is from the annotation of a GenBank genome assembly.
UUUUACAUAUCUUCUUCUCUUAAUUAACAACAUGCAAAUUAAAUCAUUAAUUAUUUUAUCAGUUUCCCGACUUUUUUUGUUUCGUUUAUUUGCAGCAAUAUUUCAGCCAACUUAUUCCUCUGAGAAUUUUAGACAGAGACGUUCACAAGAAUUAUAUGAAGUACGUGUCUUUGAAGGAGCGCCUAUUGGAACAAAGGCAACCUUAAAUGAAGCUUUUGAUAAAGCAUUGUUACCAUUCAAUUCUUGUUUUGCACAAAUGGAUUCUGAUUUGGAUUGGCUUGAUUUUGAUCCUCUAAGACUUGUUUUCGAAACAAUUUCUGAAAUGCCCCAAAAUAAUAAUAGCAGACCCGCACAAUUUGCAGUACUUCAUUUACUUUGCCCAACCAAAAAACAUUCUCUCCAUUUUUCCGUUCAUAUUACAAGAAGGAAUAGACAUGCACCUAAAUUUCUUGAAUCCGAUUAUAAAUUUUAUGCACCGAUAGAUUUGUCUGUUGGGGCAGAAAUUGGUAGAGUUCAAGUUCAGGAUCAAGAUCCAAUUAUUUACAACAGCCAGGUCCAGUUAAGUAUUUUACUUUCAUCUUCUUCAACUCCAAUUCUCGGUUCCCAACCUCGAAGAAGUGCUAAUAAUUUAAUUAAUUCUGAUGAAGAACAAUCAUUACAUUGGGAUAUAACUAAAGAAGGAUUAAUUAUAGUCAAAAGAUCUUUACGCCAAUUACGCCUUUACAAGCCUUAUCAAAUCCGGCUAUUGGCUAUAGACUUUGGAUCUCCUCAACUUUUUUCAUUGGCAAAUGUAUCUGUUAUACCUGUUUCUGUUUCGGCCACACAAAAUGUUCGUGUAAACAUAGCAAAUACCCAUUACCAAAUAUUUCAAUGGGAUUUACCUACAUUUGGAAUUCCUGAACGUUUCCGUUUAAUUUUGAAAAGAAAACCUUCAAAUAAAAAUGAGGGAGAGAAUAAAUUAAUUUUGCAUCAACAAAUGAUUGAACCAACAGAAACGAUUACAAUGACUAGAGUUCGUUUAUUGCCUGGAGAACAAGUAGAACUUUGUAUUUGGUCUGUAGACGCAGAAGGAGAAACUCCUUCGGAAAUUAUUAAUUUUCAAACGGUUGAGAAUGCUCCUCAAUGUGAUGGUCAAUGUUCAUCACCUAAUGUUGGCCUUCCAAUGUGUUACUUUUCUAGUGCACAUUAUUUAAGACAACAUUGCCCAGCCCAAAGAGUUCUUGAGCAAUAUGGAGGUGUUGAUUGGCCUGAAACUACUGUAAACAAUUCUGCUUUUGUUCCGUGUCCAUAUAAUGAAGAUGGUCGUCGUUUAGAAAGAAGUUGUGGGUGGGAUUCACAAACAGAAAUGCCAAUUUGGGCAACAGCUUCGCAACAAACUUCAAAACAAACAGAACAACGCGAAACUGGUGGAGGUAGUUGUAGAACGCAGAGUUCAGUACUUGUCCAUCUUGGUGUCUUAGCUAAUUAUGGCCAAAGAACUGAACAGACCCUCUCUGGACUUCAAUCAGUAAUGCGUUUUCUCUCUACAUUACUCCAAUUCCCAGCAUUUCAAACAAAUAUUCAUUCUGCUCAUUUUGAUGCAAAAAUAGCAGAACAUGUAGCUCAAGUUUUGGAUGUUUUGGCAACAAAAAAUUUUUCUGCAUUGGGAGGAAUUGGAAAUAAUAAUGAUAAUUCUUCUCGGUUACUUAGGCGGCAAAUAGCUGAUUAUACAAAAGAAUUUGCGAGAAGAUUACCGAAUCCAUUUUUACUUCAAAGCCCAAGUGGAGGACUCCAAAUGCGUGUUUGGGAUAUACUUCCUUCAGCCUCAACAUCAUCACAGCUUUCCACUGAUAAAGAUUUAUUUGAUGACCCGAAUAUAUUUUUAGAAGAUAAAAAAGAAGAAAAUUCUUUAAAAGAAGACGAAGACGAUGACGGAGGUGUGCAAAUUGGCUCUUGUUUUGUUCAACCUCCAAAGGGGAGAAGGAAUAAUUAUGCGAGAAUAGCUCGUGCUGUUUGUUUUAAAAAUGCAACUAUAGCAUUAUUCCCCACUCUGGACGAAUUUGAAAUUGUUAGUGGAAAUCCAGUUUUGAUGUUGGAAGUUAGGAAAAGCAGGAAUGGACAAAAGAAAAAAAGAAAUGAAGAUGGAAUAAUAUCAAAUUCGAACACAUUUCCUUCGGAAUUAACAGAAGAGAUAUCAGAAGAAAAUCGAGAUCGUGAACCUUUACUUGUUGGAUUUAGAUUACCUUCAAUUAGCAUGUCUAUUGAAGACGAAGAUAAUCAUACCUGCGCUCAUUAUGAUCAGAAUGCCCAAAUUUGGUCAAUUUCUGGUGUUGUUGUUCUUUCACGCGAAAGCCGUCCUAAUGGCCAGAUUUUACUUUGUGAGGUUCAUGGUUUAAAAUCCUCUGGAGUGUUUGCGGCUUUGCCUGAUAGAUUAUUUGCACAAACUGAUUUAGGGCUGACAAAAGCUUUUGUUUUAUUUUUUGAAAAUUUUGGGCCUACAAUAAGUGCUGUUUUUACAAUUGUUCUUUCUUUGGUUCUUCUCUUCUCUUUUAGCAUCUUUAGGAGAUCAAAUCGCCCUAAACAACAAACAGACCCAGCCCAUUUAACUUUACUAUUAUCAUUCAUUUUACUCCAUUUUUUUCAUUUUCUCUUGCUAAUUCGUCCACAAUUAUCUUCAAAUUCUUCAUUUUUGUGGUGGAGAUGGUGGCCAGAUUCUAAUAUUUUAUUCUUAAUUUUUCAAUUAUCUCUACUUUCGUUUACUUCUUCAAUAGCACUUUUAACUACGUCAAUUUAUUCAAGAAUUGUAAGGCUAGAAGUGAGAACAUCAUUAAAAGGGAAAUCGAGAAGAGCUAGAUCUUUGGCUACUUUACUAUUUUGUUUAGUUCUUCCAUUAUCAUUAAGUGUGUUAACUUUAAUUCUUGAUGGCCAAAUACUUGAAGGACUUGACUCUGAUGAUCCUCAUUUACAACCAUUUAAUUGGAUAUUUGGAUUAUUUCUUUUAUUACCUUUAAUUAUUUCUUUGGGCAUUGCUAUGGGGUUUGGAGCUUAUUCUUUUUGGUAUGCCAAUCGGCUUUUGGCUGCUUCUUUUUCAUCAACAACUGUCCCAACAACUUCUGCUUCCAAUUGGCCAACUGAUUCUUUAGAAUCUCCGAGCACAACUUCAAUAUCCACAACACCUUUACUUCUUCAACGUCGCCUACUUCAUCGUUUAGGAAAGGCUUCUGGACUUUCCUGGCUUCUUCUACUAUUUCCCAUUUCCAAUUUAUUAGUUCUUCUACAGCCAACAGAAACUUUAAAAUGUCUUGUUCUUUUUAUUCUUCACUUGUUAACUUUUAUUUGCCUUUAUUUAUUCCAUUUUCUUCUUGUCAAAAUCCAAUCUAAAAUGCCGCAACAGAAUAACCAAUUAAAUGGGGGAGGACAAUUAAUUAGUAAUUCUAGUAAUGGAAAUGGAAUUUAUAAAAAUAAUAAUGGAAAUGGAAAUAUUAAUCAACAACAACAAUUAUAUGUUCAUCAAACUGGUGUUGGAAAUAAUGGAAUUAAUCAAACUGAAAGAAUGGUUAAAUGUUUUUAG